AUGACAGAUCCAACUGCCUGUCUAGUCUUUCCAACCACUGACUCGGUCAUCACUCGGAACAGACCAGAGGAGGAAAAAAUUACUCCUAAUGUUGGUAUAAAUAAUUUCAAAAGUGAGUUUAAGUUUGUGAAAAAACUUCUCAGUGAUAUCACAGUUGACUCCAAUCACACUAGGAUUGCCAUAGUAACAUUUAGCUCGCCCAGUAAUAUAAUAAAAAAUGUGGAUGAAAUAAGUCAGUCAUCAAAGGAGGAGACUAAAUGUCUAUUAUUAAAUAGGCAAUUAAAAAACAUAAACUACAGCGGAGGGGAAACAUUUACAGUAGGAGCAUUUCAAAUAGCUAAGGAAAUCUUCGACAAUGCGUCACGAAAUAAUUCAAAAAAAGUUUUAUUUUUGAUUACCGAUGGUUAUUCCAGUGGGGGAGAUCCGGUACCAGUAGCAGAUAAAUUAAAGAAUAAACAUGUCACGGUUUUUACUAUUGGAAUUGAAAGUGGAAAUUAUAAAGAAUUAUACGAAUUAUCAUUCUCUGGUGGAGAGUCCUACAGUUACAUAUUAGAUAGCUUUAAGGAAUUAAAUUCUUUAGCUAGAAGAGCACUACAUACAGAUUUAAGAAAUGGAGAAUAUAUUCCAAUAGGUGAAAAUCAACCAUGUAAUAUCUUAUGUUCUGAAAGUGAUUGUUGUGACAGCAAAGCUCUUUGCACUUGUGGUACAACCACAGGUCAUUAUGCUUGUAUUUGCCAAAAAGGUUAUUACGGAUCUGGACUUAAGAAUUCUUGCAUACAGUUAGCGGAACAACCAAGCUGUUAUUACGGAAAGCGGGGUUCAGAUACCAGCAGAGCGGAAGCAACCGUUCAGACAAAGAGCAAAGCUAUAUUUACUGACUACAGGCUUGCUCUACACAAAGAAAAGAAAUAUACAGUAAUAACAGGGCUCUCCACGACAGGCCAGCGGCUGGCGGAAAUCUGA
This is a messenger RNA of Anoplophora glabripennis (Asian longhorned beetle), 963 nucleotides long. Its product is annotated as sushi, von Willebrand factor type A, EGF and pentraxin domain-containing protein 1-like. NCBI's taxonomy places the organism in Eukaryota, Metazoa, Arthropoda, Insecta, Coleoptera, Cerambycidae. The record is from RefSeq and is a predicted model, not a curated record. The transcript has 6 exons. The coding region runs from base 1 to 963 and encodes 320 amino acids.